Messenger RNA from Coffea eugenioides, 4746 nucleotides. RefSeq names its product sister chromatid cohesion 1 protein 4. Bases 734 to 4453 code for a protein of 1239 amino acids. NCBI's taxonomy places the organism in Eukaryota, Viridiplantae, Streptophyta, Magnoliopsida, Gentianales, Rubiaceae. Gene Ontology annotation, cellular component: cohesin complex; synaptonemal complex. The record is from RefSeq and is a predicted model, not a curated record. Gene Ontology annotation, molecular function: chromatin binding; protein binding. The transcript has 15 exons. Gene Ontology annotation, biological process: synaptonemal complex assembly; replication-born double-strand break repair via sister chromatid exchange; mitotic sister chromatid cohesion.
CAGAUGGAAAAAGAAAAGAAAAAAUAAAAAUAAAUCUAGGCGUAUCGGAGGUACCAGCUUCUCAUUUCAAUCACUCGGAUCGAAUUGCACACACUACACGCACUACUUCCGCCUUCUUUCACGACUUUUCUCUCUACCUAUAUAUACAGAUCAGUUGUAUGUAUGUAUUUGUACUAUACUGUUCUUUUCUACUUAAGUAUCGAAGUUCGAUCUUAGUUUUCGAAGAUAAUUGUUCGAGUAGAAGCUUGUAGCUGCUUAAUUUGAAGUCAAGUUUGGAUCUUUACUCGUAAUUUUUGUGAAAGCAGCUGAAUUGGAGAUUUUUACGACUUGAGAAGAAACCCUAGCUUAAGGGUUUUGCUUUCCUAGGUGUUCAAGCUAUAGCUAAUUUGGGUUCUUUUUUUUUUUGGUCGUCCUUAAAUUCUAGGGUUUUGGUGGGAAUAUGGGCUUUGAGGUGUUUUUGGAAGUGAUUUUAGAUGUGGCCGGUCCUGAUUGAAGUUUGUGUAAUUAGGGUUUUUAAGUUAAGGGUUUUUGGGGAUUUUUUCAUUUCUCGGGUUUAUGAGGUAACAGUGUUGUAAAUUAUGGUUGUUGUGGUGUGUUUGUAGAUGUGUAGAGGGUAGUUGGAGAAUUACUAGAAGCUGUUGUUGUUUUGUUGUAGAGAAGUGUGAAUUUUAAUUUUCUGAGGUGAAAAGUUUGGAUUUUUGUGGAGUAAUAAGGGAAGAGUGGGUCAGAAAAGAUGUUUUAUUCGCAGUUUAUAUUGGCAAAAAAGGGGCCUUUAGGAACUAUAUGGAUUGCAGCACAUUUGGAACGGAAGCUUCGAAAAAAUCAGGUGGCUGAUACCGAUAUUGGUGACUCUGUAGAUUCAAUUCUUUGCCCUGAUGUUCCCAUUGCAUUGCGGUUGUCAAGCCAUCUUCUACUUGGCGUAGUGAGGAUAUACUCUAGGAAGGUCAAUUACCUUUUUGAUGAUUGCAGUGAGGCUUUGCUUAAGAUCAAGCAAGCUUUUCGCUCCACUGCUGUAGAUUUACCUCCUGAAGAAUCUAAGGCACCUUAUAACUCAAUCACUUUGCCAGAGACUUUCGAUCUUGAUGAUUUUGAGCUGCCAGAUAAUGACAUCUUUCAGGGUAAUUUUGUGGAUCAUCACAUUAGUUCGAGGGAACAGAUCACCCUUCAAGAUAACAUGGAGGGUGUGGUUUAUUCGACGUCUCAGUUUGGACUGGAUGAGAGGUUUGGUGAUGGGGAUACUUCAGGCCUAGAUCUCGACGAGGAAUUAUUAAUGGGCAAGAUUGAUGUUGCAGGCCAUUCUGGUUUGAGUGCUGAUCCCCAGGCAUCUGUCCAUUCAAUGACACCUCUGAAGCUAGAUGAAGAUCAUCAAGGGAUGCCUGCGAACCCUGAAACAGUGAUUGAAGAUGUUAAUGAAGAUGCAGAUCUGAUGGACUACGCUCAGGCUCCUCGUACUCCUGGACUUGUUGAAGAGCCUAACUUAUCUAAUGUACAAGAGACGUCGGCAUGUGAUGAUCAUAUUGAAUCUGAAGAUAACCAUUUGAUGGAAUCUGCAGUGAAGGAGAACUUGGAGAACACUUUCAGCAGAUCAAAUCUUCACCAAGGGAAUGAGCAUAUGGUUGGUUGGUCAAUGCCUAUUGACACUAAUACUGAUGUGGCUCCUUUUGUGCCUUGUGAGGAGAAUGGGUUUCAUUCAAGUGAUUUGGGGAUUAAACCAGGCGUGUCUCCUAGUGAAGUUAACACUGAGGACAUGUCAUCAAAUGAUCAUGCUGUAGCUGGAGUUGGAGUCGUCUGUCAGGGACCAAAAUUGGCAGAUGAUGCAAUUGCAAUUUCUGAUAGUUUGAACAGGGAAAAAGAAUUACGUUGUGGAAAUGUCAAAAUUGUGGAUGAUGUUCCAUCCUUUCGUCUGUCCCAUGAUGACCAUGGAGAAAUCACUGGAGUUAUCUCUGAAGGGUUUGACGAGGGUGUUUUAGGUUCGGCUAGUUCAUGCUUGCAAGUAACCGAAGGUGGAGAAAAAUCUAAUAAUAUGAAUAAUAAUGCAAUUUCGGAAAGACCAUCCUCUCCUAGAGAUGGAUUGGAGUUUGGAGCUGAAUUACUGGGUACAUCUGGCCUUGAGAGGCCUGAAAGUAUAGCAUGUGUUGAGCCUAAAAAUUCUCAAAAUUCAAACCUGGUUCUUGAGAAUGGAGUUCCCUGUGAUCAAAUUCAUGUUCUUAGGUCGUGUAAUGCGGAAUUAGGUGAGCUUGAUUCUUCGCAUGCUGUAGCUGAACAUAGUGUUGAUCUUGAACCAUCCGAUAGAGCUGCUCUACCUCUGGAAACUUCUAAAACAGUGGAGAUAUUGCAGGCUUCUGGGGAUUCUACUGUGGUGCAAGGUGAAAUAUGUAACUCAGUUGAUGAUUCAGGACAAAGUUUAAAGGAAAACCAUACGACAGUACCUGCUUCACUUGAAGACAUUCAUGCAGGUUCUGGUAAUUUAAAAAGUUCCGGGGAUAUUGAUUUGCCUGCACCUGAGAAAUUGUUAUCAGUACCUGAAGGGUUUGGUGAUCGACCAAGGAGCAUGUUGAUGGAGGUUACACCAGGAGAUGUGGGAGGCGUGGAUGAAAGUGAUGCUGGGAGCAGAAUUGUUUCUGGAAAGAAGCGUAGUUACACUGAAAGUACGCUUACUGAGCAGAGUCUAAAUUCAGUGGAGUCCUCUAGGGCAGUGCGCACCAAAAAAACGGUAGAGGCUGUUCCUGAUGACGAUGAUUUGCUGUCUUCCAUUUUAGUUGGAAGGAAAUCUUCUGUUUUGAAAAUGAAGCCAACACCGCCUCCUUCUGAGAUAACCUCUCUGAAGCGCCAUCGAUCAGCUCCACGGACCAGUACCUCAAAAAGGAAGGUUCUCAUGGAUGAUACCAUGGUUUUGCAUGGCGAUACAAUUCGCCAACAGUUGAUGAAUACUGAGGACAUACGCCGCUUAAGAAAGAAAGCUCCCUGCACACGCCCUGAAAUUGCAAUGAUCCAAAAGCAGUUCUUGGAAGAUGAAAUUUUUGGGGAUUCAAUAUUUUCGGGAGUGUCAAUAUGCUUGGCCUGUCUUCAUAAUCAAAGAUAUGAUAUAAGUGGAAUCACAAUCUGUAAGAAUGAAGAAAAUGAUGCUACUCUGACAUCAGCGACAGACCUGAAACUAACUUCAGUAAAUGAAGAGAAUGCUGAAAACCUUUGUAUUGAAAAUACUAUGGACUCCAGUGGACAGCAAGCUGUGGCAAGUGAGAUCGAUGGUGGUGGUGUACUUGCAACAGCUAGAGAUAAUGGUGAAAUGCAACCAGCUCAGACUUGUGAACUAAAUGAUAAUAAGGUUGGUGAAGAUUGUGACCCAAAUAUGGAUGAUAACAGCAAGGAAGUGCAAAUGAAGACUGGUGAAGAUUUAGUACUAGCUGAGCCUGAGUAUUUUCAGAAUUUAGCUGAAACUGAAAUUGAUGGUAGAAGUUCAAUUGCUGGAGCAGUAAAUCCUGCUUCUCUGCUUGAGUUUGAGAAAAAUAAUCUUGUCUCAGGUGAUAUUGGUGACAUGGACAGAGUCCAGACUUCUUCACUUGAUAAAAGGAGUGAGAUGGAUGAUCUGUUGCGGAUGGAUGAACUGCUUCUUUCAUCUGAUGAGAAGCGACAAUCAGAAUGUGUUGGGGUGGACAAUUCAGCAGCGGAUGGAGUUAUUGGAAAAGUAAAUGAUGAUAAUGAUGACACAUAUAAAGCUGAUGCUUUUGUUGUUUCACUCGAAACUGAAGCUAGUGUAGGAGAUGGAUUUUCACUGGACGCCAUCCAAGGUGGUGCAACAGCAGAAACUGAAAGAGAUACCAAUUGUCUAGUGUUGGAAAAUAAUGCUUUUGGUUCUUCAAUCGAAAUGGCAAGAGAUAUGGAUGGAAGAGUGGAAACUAAUGACCAGAUCUGUGAUGGUAUAGUCGGUGAACGACCAAUUAUCAGCACAUCUAGUGCUCCAGAAAAUGUUAGUUGGCAAGCUGCUACUUUUCAUGAAGUGCAACAUCCAAUGCAGCAUGGUUCUUAUGGUGACAGCACGGUUGAUCCAGAAAUUUCUCUCAUCGAUGCACAUGAUCAUGAGGACUUAAAUUAUUCGGCUGCUGCUAAUGACACAGAGUUUCUUAAUUUUGAUGAUGACGAAGUAGCUGAAGUAACUGAUGACUAUACACCGAAUGCUGAAGAAAUUCGUUUUAUCGAGAACAGUGGGUGGUCUACCCGUACGAGAGCUGUUGCCAAGUAUCUCCAAACAGUGUUUGUAAAAGAGGCGGAAUGCGGUAAGAAGGCUUUUCCCAUGGACAAUCUGUUGAUUGGUAAAACCCGCAAGGAGGCGUCAAGGAUGUUUUUUGAGACUUUGGUUCUUAAAACGAGAGAUUACAUCCAUGUAGAACAGGAGCGACCCUUUGGUAACGUUACCUUAAAGCCUCGGACAAAGCUUUUUAAAUCAGACUACUGAGAUCCGAAAUUCUAGAUAUCGGAGACUGGAAUAAUAGAUGAAAAGGAGGAUAUAUGUACUUUCGUAGGCAGGGGGCAGCUUAAUUUGAUUUGGUGGGGGUUUAUUCUUACUUCAUUCUUUUCAUGUUUAAAAAGAUGUAGUAGUUUAUAGCUUAGGUAGUCCUAACAGUUGGGGCUUGUAGAACAUCAGUGUAACAGGGACAACAGCAAUUAGGUGUAUAUAUCAUCAUGUAAAAUUAGUCUUCCUGCUAAUUAUAUAUGUUAUGCCAAUGGAAAUUCCGUUUUUGCUCUUCC